Diabrotica balteata is the source of this 5155-nucleotide messenger RNA. The record is from the annotation of a GenBank genome assembly. NCBI's taxonomy places the organism in Eukaryota, Metazoa, Arthropoda, Insecta, Coleoptera, Chrysomelidae.
CGUGCAGUUCGCAAUUGCCGCUUAUUUUUAAAUACAAAGGAUUAUGGCCUAAGAUGACUAUUUUUUCGUUAUCUUCGGCGAAUUUGUGAUAAAACACGCACGUGUUAGGUAUACGUAUUUUUUUGUUUAGGUUUAGAUAAUGUUUCGCGAGGUUAAGAAGCUAAAAUUGGACUUUAAAUUUUGUAAAUUGUUUUAGUUUGUUUUGUAUUCUAAGUUUAGUGAAACGAGGAAACAUGAGUGGACUUGUAUUGGUGUCUUUGAUCGUCUUCAACCUUGGUUAUGUUAUAAAUUAUAAAUCAAGUAAUCACCAUCACGAAAAUUGGACCAAAGACUCUGAAUUGGACAGCAUGUUCUUCGACACUCCUCGGCACAACUACAACAACCACACCCAAGAGUACUCAGAUUGGUCGUUCUGGAGUAGAUGCUCACACUGUCUGCAGAGAAGAAUGAAGGAAUGUAUUAGUCCUACUUGUGACGGAUCGAGGAUAUACGAAGAAAGGCCUUGUAACAAAAAAAGAUGUAAAAGAAAAAACAAACAGAAGGAAAAGUUUCAGAUUGUUCAUUUAGAUGUGAACAGCAACUACCUGAUGAAACAAGCUCCUUCAGAUAUCUGGAGUCGGUGGAGUGAAUGGUCGCCAUGCAACAGAAACUGCAGAACGUUCAGAAAUAGGAAAUGUAAGAAACCUAGUAGAUGCGGAAAGCAAGUGCAGAAGGAGCAUGCUUACUGUUAUCACAGUAAAACCAAUUGCGAGGUGUACGUUCUAAACCUGUUAGAACAAAGCAGGAAUAAUGAUGCAAGAAGGUACCAUUACGACAGUAACAACCAAAACAUUACACAAAGGCAGCCCAGGAAAAGAAGACGAAAUCGAAGAUGCGGCGUACCUGCAAGAAAGUCUAAAAUGCUAAAAAUUAUAGGUGGAAUAGAAGCGAGAAAGUACAAAUGGCCUUGGCACGUCGCUAUUUUGAAUCAAUUUAGGGAAGUUUUCUGUGGGGGCACCCUCAUAUCUAAUCGCUGGGUCCUCACAGCUAACCACUGCAUCAGAAGAUACUUACGAGUUCGACUCAACGCACAUGAUCUCAGAGCCACAGAUGGAAGUGACGUCGAAAUGACAGUCUACAAGAUGUUUCCUCAUCCCAAAUUCAACUAUAAAACUGUAGAUAACGACAUCGCAUUGCUAAUGUUACCGAGAGCAGUCAAUACACCAAUCGCGUGCCUUCCCGCUAGAAAACCAAAGACGAGGCAGGUGUGCUCUGUUAUGGGUUGGGGGAAGGUUGAUCCCGAGGAUGUAUAUGGUGUUCCUGUGCUUCACGAAGCUAAGCUUCCUAUAGUACAUCAGAAAACCUGCAGAAGGUCCUACAAGCAGUUCCUCAUCAGCGACAACAUGCUGUGCGCAGGCUGGUACUCAGGCAGAGCCGACACCUGCGCAGGAGACAGCGGCGGAGGUUUGAUGUGUCCGACAAAAAGGAACAAACGCCUCAUCUACAGUAUUCAGGGUAUAACAAGUUUUGGUGACGGAUGCGGAAGAAGACAAAAAUACGGAAUCUAUACGACUGUGUACAAUUAUAUUGGAUGGAUAAAGUACAUUAUCGAUCACUAUUCGUAGUGGUUGUUGUUUUAAUGUCUCUGUUUAAAAGAGACGAUUUUGAUAUAAAGUGAGUUCCGUAUUUUGACAUAUUGUAAUGUCAAUUUAGCGUGAAAGUGAUAUUGUUGAUGCCGCAAAAGUAAUUUUAGUUUAAGCAAUACAAAAAGAUGUAAAUGUAUAAAAUUAUAGCUGAAAGCAAUAAAAAUUACUAUUUACUUGUCAAAACAUAUUACAUUUUCUCCUUGAGAUAGCAGUAAAAUCUGAAACAUUAGUUGUUAUAUUUGAUAUAAUUUAUAUAAAAUUCAAGCAAAGUAAUAAAUCAAUCACUUAACUAGCCUAAGUAGUGAUGCAUUCUAAUUAUACCAGAGCUAGCAGUCUGCUAGCAAUCUGACCAGACCAGUGUGCCACUAGAUAAUCUUGCAAGUGGAGAAGACAAAGAUGGAAGUUCCAGGACUGAAAGUAACACUCUAUAAUUUUAUGAUCUUUUUUGCUAAAAAAUAGGCGUAAAUUGAAUUUAUUUGCUCUUGGGUUUACUUGAACGAAGUAGACCAAGAAGUCCGAGCAGAUCGAAGUAUAUUACGCAGGUUUUAUGAAUUAGACAUUCUGGUUCUAUUAAAAAUAAAAUAGCAAAAAGUCAAGUUAAAAAUGAAAUAAAGUAUGUCUUUUAUCACCAUAUUAUAGCAUAUCAUGUCUUUAUCAAUAUGUUUUCAGCUAUAUUUUAUUCGUUUUCCUGAUUUUACUAACGCAGCAUAAACUGUUACAAAUACUAGUGAUAAAAAAGUAGUUAACGGCUUAUUAGCUCAGUUUAAUAUUCUAGUCAUAGUUACUAAAAGGUUUUACUAAAGAUUUUUGACAAUCUUAUAAAAAUAUAAGAAUAAUUAAUGCUUAUAUUGUUAAGAAUAAUAAAAUAAAUAUUUUUUCGGCGAUUUUACAACCUUAACGAGACAUAACGGAGAUGUAAAUAUUCAUUUCUGUACUGUAAGGAAGAAAAUGUCCUCACAGUGGCCAGUAGAUUUCAGUAAUUAAUAAAAAUGUAUAAACUAUGUCACAGAAGUUCAGAAAAAAAUUUCACAGUAAUGUAUAAUGGUCAAAAAUUAUUUUUAAAGUAUACCUACUUAUAUGCCCAGUUCAGCAAAAGCGCAUCAUACAAUUUAUACGAAUUAAAUCAAAACGUGUAACUGAAAGUUUUGUCGUAGAUGUAAGAAUCAAGACAUUAGGAAUUAGGUCAAAUCUGUAUGUUCAGUAAGGAGACCUGAGAGUUAUGUUGGAUUGGAUGCAGGUUUAUUUGGGUUACUUUUUAGUACUCCUAUUCUGCGAUGAAAACAAAAGGUGUAUAAAGCAUGCAUACUACCAGUACCUAUAGGUUAUAGACCGUAGCCUCACCAGGAAAUCUGGUAAAAAACUAGAAACAACGUAAAGGUCAAUGGAACGAAUUAUGCUUAGAAUAUCACUGAGAGAUGUGAUUAGAAACACCGAGAUAAGACAUUAAACGAAGAUCAGAGAUAUUGUGGAAGAAUCUACAGUAAUGUAAUGUCACUGGGUCGCUCACAUAGGUACGAAAGUAACAGGUGGACAGGAAGAAUCCUAGAAUCCACUGCUAGAAAGCAGUGUUAGCAAAUAGUGGAUUAGAUUGACUCAAGACAAAGAAAUAUGAAAGCUAUGUGAGAGAGACCCACAUUCAGGAGUGGAUAAAAACUUAUUGACAAAGAGAGAGAUUCCUUUCCGACCUGAAACCCAUACCAUUGUGACAUCAGUCUGUUUAGUUUAUCUCAAAAUUCCCUACUCACAACGAGUCCAACUCCUAAGAGGCCAUGCCCGCUUGUCUAUCUGUGCAUAUUUUCAUUGGCGGAUUAAUUCUAUGGAAGGUUGUCACUCCAUAUUUUGCGCGGUCAUCAAAAAAAUUUAAAAGAAUAUUUUCCGCAACAAAAAAUGUGAUUUUUGGAAUUUGUUUGUCAAAAAAAUUCGCUCGGCACCCUCCAGAGUUUUUUAAAGGGGACAUUUUUACGGGAGCAGUCUCACAACAUGGACUAUUUAUUAUUUACAACUGCAGUCAAAUUUUUCGUUGAGCCUAAAAAAUGUGAAUUAUAAUUAUUUAAAACAAAUAGUUUUCAGGGUCCAUUUAAUAUUUUAUAAAAUGCCAUUGCUUUGUACUACAUUAAUUUUUUAAUACUUAUAAGUAGGAUGAGUGAGAAUAACGUUAAAUGUAAAUCAUUUUUGUAAACAGUUUAUUACACCUUCUGUGUUUAAAACAUCUCUGGAUUUUUGCAUUUGGUUUUUUUAAUACUUAAAAAUAUAUUAUCAAGACUUUUACAAAGAUGUCUUUCCCUAUAGAAAUCAUUGUCACAGGCUCUUGAAGUAUCUCUAUUUAGGAGAAAAAACAUGCAUUUUUAGCUGACAUUCCCAUUUGUUCUGCUGUGAUUAUUAUUAGUAGAAGAUCCCACUGCAACGCCUUUUAAUUCAAAUAAAAGUAAUUCAUUUCUGAACAAAACUUUUAUUUCGUGUUCAUGUUUUUUAUCUCAAAUUAAAGCAAUUUUUUUUUAAUCUGUUGAUAUAAGGUGGCCUGAGAAAAAGUGGUUGCAAAUUAAAGUUGCCAGCUGUUAAAAACCCGAGGCAUCAAAGAUAAAGUAAAAUAGAGUUAGGGCGCAACGACACUGGUUUGACAAGUGAUAAUGUAUAAAUUAUUAUGUAUCUAUUGACGCAUGCUUUAAAAACUCACACAACUGACAGUAGCGUUGGGCGCUAGCUGUCUUUUUACUUUAUCAUUGAAUCCUCGCGUUUUUAAUAGCUACAACCCCAAUUUGUGACCAUUAUUUCUCAGGCAACCUCCAGAUUAAGAAGAAACUUAGCUUUCAUUUGAUAUAAAAAAACAUUCAUAAAUGUCAUGAGUAGCGUAUUUUAUUUAAAAAAUAAAUAAACAAAAUAAAAUUUUGUUCAAAACUCAAUUACAAUUAAAUUAAAAAUAUUUGUGGUUACUUUUUAACUGACAACCUAUUAUCAAUGUAUUCUCCUAAAUGUGAAAAUGUGAGUUUAAUUAACUACGUUAUGAACGCAGUGAUCAUGCAGUGGGUUCUUUUAUUUCUUGUUUUAUUUCACAUCCAACCCAUUUCUGAGAACUCAAAUCCUGUUCUGUCCUGUCCAUUCUGAGAACUCCAAAGCACCAAAUCAAUAACGUACCUGCGACAUCAAGAAUUGGAUAUAUUUCAUGGAUGGAGUGCUACCCUUUGUGCACGUUUUCGAACUUCAUAAAUAAAAAUAAUUUUAAUGUUUUCUUAAAAACAGUAAACCAUAUUUUAGUAAGUAAUAGAAAAACAAAUUUUCAAAACAGAAAUAAAUAAUUAGUUUGAAAAUGACAACGUGGUGUCAUACUCAAUUAUCAGUUGUGACUUAAUUCUUGUACAUUUUCUAAUGAUAUCUGUGUGAUAUAACAAAAUUUUGGAAAAACGUAUUAUACUAAAAUUGUAAUUUUAAUCAUCUCUUGACUGCCACAUAGAUAUAGGAAUAGUUUAAGCUUUUAAUAAAACGAUUCUAGAAAAAUUAGAUAAUUUUGUAAAUAAAUAAAAUGUGGAUAACAC